AUGGAUUUUCCGGGACCUCCGCCACCUGGAAUUGAUCUCAGUCAGGACAGGUCGGCCAAUCUUAUUGGAGCAUGGAGUUCGACUUGGGGCAUGGCAGUGAUAGCGGUGAUCCUGCGCGUCAGUUGUCGAAAAUUAGUCAAAGUCAGGCUAUGGCUGGAUGAUUGGCUCAUCAUCAUCUCUCUACUCUUUUCCGGCGGUUUCAUGUUUACUGUCAGCAUAUAUAUGGUGAACAAUGGCUUCUGCAAGCAUAUAUGGGCUGGCCCUCCAGAAGCUGGCAGGGACUGGGCGUUGGGGCUAUUCACCACCGAAUUCACUUAUACAGUCGCGCUCUGUUUGGUCAAACUGUCAAUUAUUACUUUUUACUGGCGAAUCUUCAUCAUCCGGCUUGUGGAUAAAAUAAUCCUUGGGAUUUUGGCCGGUAUGGUUAUCUGCUGGGGAAUGAUAACAUCAGUCCUUCAAUGCAUACCAAUAUCCGCUCUCUGGAAUCAGUUCGAUCCGAUAAACCCGCCGGACCCGUCCACGUUUGAAUGCAGUGUCAAGGUCCAUCCCUUCUUCAUCGGAAAGGCUGUUCCACAUAUCGCGACAGAUAUACUUAUUUUGAUCUUCCCACUGCCUUAUAUUUGGAAUCUUCGAUUACGCUUGUCGCAAAAGAUUGCGACCUCGUUCAUCUUUGGCUUGGGGAUUUUUGUCACGGCCGUCUCGAUUACCAGACUUGUUUUUGUCCUUGAAUUAGACCUCAAUUCCCCCGAUGUUACGUGGAAUGAGUGCACAGAGAUGAUAUGGACUGGGGUUGAAACGUAUGUUGGCACCGUCUGUGCUUGCUUACCAUCUCUGAAGCCGAUAUUCAACCUCGUCCUCUACGGCAGCGUUUAUCCAAAGUCGUAUUAUAGACCCAAUGUAUCCGAUGCAGAAACGAUCCAUGAGAUAGCAGAAGCAGCCAAGCGGCGAUAUUACCACCAGCAUCGCGAUGCAAGCAUUCCAAGCGCAUACUUGUUUGCUUCGAUGAGAGGCGCCAUGGAUUUACAUACGUUUGAACAGCUUUCCGGGACCGAGGCUGGCAGUGUGCGCAGUGUGCGCAGUGUGCACGAAUUCACAGCUGGUGAUAUCGAGAUGGAGAGCCAUGGGGAGGGCUUCAAAGGAUCUCGCUCAGAUGAGGCGAAACGUCAAGACGGCACAUGA
Molecule: messenger RNA, 1179 nt
Organism: Trichoderma atroviride IMI 206040
Lineage: Eukaryota; Fungi; Ascomycota; Sordariomycetes; Hypocreales; Hypocreaceae
Source: RefSeq, a predicted model, not a curated record